AUGGAAAGGGGAGCUGGGCUGGGAUCCCUGUCUCCAGGGAAGAUGAACAAGAUGAAAAACUUCAAGAGGAGAUUUUCGCUCUCGGUGCCGCGCACGGAGACCAUCGAGGAGUCCCUGACGGAGUUCACCGAGCAGUUCAACCAGCUCAACAACCAGAGGAAUGAAGACCUGGCUCAGGGGCACCUGCAGCUGGCACAGCUGGGCAGGGAGGUGGCAGCUGACGGCAGCCCCGUGUCCCCGCCUGAGGGACAGGGCCGGUCCCCGGUGGCCGCCGUGCGCUACCGCAACCACGGCCAGCGCCGCUGCUCCAUGGAGGACGUCAGCAGGCGCCUCUCGCUGCCCAUGGACAUCCGGCUGCCCCCGGAGUUCCUGCAGAAGCUGCAGAUGGAGAGCCUGGAGCUGCCCAAGCCCCUGAGCAGGAUGUCCCGCCGGGCCUCCCUCUCGGAUAUUGGCUUUGGGAAGCUGGAAACCUACAUUAAACUGGACAAACUGGGAGAGGGCACCUACGCCACGGUGUUCAAGGGCCGCAGCAAGCUGACAGAGAACCUGGUGGCGCUCAAGGAAAUCCGCCUGGAGCACGAGGAGGGCGCUCCUUGCACGGCCAUCCGGGAAGUGUCGCUGCUCAAGAACCUCAAACACGCCAACAUCGUCACCCUGCACGACAUCAUCCACACCGAGCGCUGCCUCACCCUCGUCUUCGAGUACCUGGACAACGACCUCAAGCAGUACCUGGAGAACUGCGGGAACCUGAUGAGCGUGCACAACGUGAAGAUCUUCAUGUUCCAGCUGCUCCGUGGCCUGGCUUAUUGCCACAGCAGGAAAAUCCUGCACCGAGACCUCAAACCCCAGAACCUGCUCAUCAACGAGCGAGGGGAGCUCAAGCUGGCUGAUUUUGGAUUAGCCAGGGCCAAGUCUGUCCCCACCAAAACCUAUUCCAACGAGGUGGUGACGCUCUGGUACCGGCCCCCCGAUGUCCUGCUGGGCUCCACCGAGUACUCCACGCCCAUCGACAUGUGGGGGGUCGGCUGCAUCCACUACGAGAUGGUGACGGGCCGGCCGAUGUUCCCGGGCUCCACGGUGAAGGAGGAGCUGCACCUCAUCUUCCGCCUGCUGGGAACCCCCACAGAGGACACCUGGCCUGGGAUAACGUCCAACGAGGAGUUCAAGGCUUACAACUUCAGCCAGUACCGAGCCCAGCCCCUGAUCAACCACGCCCCAAGGCUGGACUCAGAAGGCGUCGACCUGCUGACAAAUCUGCUGCUGUACAGAGCCAAGGGCCGGAUCUCAGCCGAGGCAGCCCUGCAGCACCCCUACUUCAGGAGCCUGGGAGAGAGGGUGCACCUCCUGCCUGACAAUGCCUCCAUCUUCUCCCUGAAGGAGAUCCAGCUCCAGAAGGACCCCGGGCACCGGGGCUCGGCCUUCCAGCACUCAGCCCGCGGCAAGAACAGGAGGCAGAGCAUCUUUUAAACUGGGAUUUGGCAUCGCCCUGGUUGCCAUGGAGACGGAAACGCUGGGAAAGGAGCGGCUCCCACCCCACCCUGGGCAGAAUUCCC
Molecule: messenger RNA, 1553 nt
Organism: Agelaius phoeniceus (red-winged blackbird)
Lineage: Eukaryota; Metazoa; Chordata; Aves; Passeriformes; Icteridae
Source: RefSeq, a predicted model, not a curated record